Messenger RNA from Hordeum vulgare subsp. vulgare (domesticated barley), 1669 nucleotides. RefSeq names its product RNA pseudouridine synthase 5. Gene Ontology annotation, biological process: pseudouridine synthesis. The record is from RefSeq and is a predicted model, not a curated record. The coding region runs from base 32 to 1207 and encodes 391 amino acids. The transcript has 14 exons. Gene Ontology annotation, molecular function: RNA binding; pseudouridine synthase activity. Lineage: Eukaryota; Viridiplantae; Streptophyta; Magnoliopsida; Poales; Poaceae.
CUGCAUUCCUAAAGCUGCAUUCCCCCGCGCGAUGGCCGCCGCCGCCGCCGCCGCUGGAGAGACUCCGCCGCCGCCGGCGAACUACUUCUUCGGGAGGCCAUGGCCGGAUCUCAACGCAGGACUCUCCUACACCGACACGUUCCGCGGCGCUGAUGCGGAAACCACCACCACCUUGAUCGACUUCUACUCCGAGAACUACAAGAGCUCGGCGCCAUUGCCAGGGUGGAUUCAUAGGAUUCGCAAUGGACAGAUAACGGUUGAUGGUCAAGUUGUCACCGAUCCAGAUAUCAUCCUCAGUGAGGGUUCUAAGUUGGUAUAUCAUCGCCUUUCAUGGAAGGAGCCAUUUGCACCAUAUUUGCUUCAAGUCCUUUAUGAAGAUGACGACAUGCUCGCCCUUAAUAAGCCUUCUGGUUUGCAAGUUCUGCCAAAAGGACUCUUCCAGCAGCGCACUGUUCUGGCACAGCUUCAGUGGAAAGAGUGGAAGAUGCCCCCAUCAAGCUGCUCGAAGAAAAAAAAUGUGCAGUUACAUCCUGUACCUGUUCAUCGAUUAGGAAGGGGAACGUCAGGUCUACUGCUUUGUGCCAAGACAAAGCUUGCCAAAGUUCAACUUGCAUCUUAUUUUGCAGAAGGUGCUGCAAAUGCAGAGAAGAAAAGGGAUGGAACUGAGGUUGGCAAGGAAUGGAAAAUUUCAAAAUUCUAUCGAGCAUUAGUAACUGGUAUACUUGAACAUGAUGAGGAUGUGAUUACUCAACCCAUAGGAUUGGUUCAUUACCCUGGAGUUGCAGAGGGACUUUAUGUGGCAUGUUCCUCAGGGAAGCCAGCCAUGAGCAAAGUGUGUGUUCUUGAGAGACUUGCGCACCAAAACCAAACGCUGGUCCAGGUUGAAAUUCAUUCAGGACGGCCUCACCAAAUACGGAUACACCUUGCAUACAUUGGACACCCUCUUGUUGAUGAUCCUCUCUAUGGUAUUGGUGGGCAGCCUAAAUUUCAUGACCUGGAACCUACUAGUACGGAUAUUUCUUUUGCAUAUGACGGAGGUUACGAGAGGCCUUUACAGCCUGUUCCGGGAGACUGUGGGUAUCACUUACAUGCUCAUUGGCUGGUCCUUUGUCAUCCAACCACGAAUAAGAUGCUGAAGAUAACCGCCCAUCUGCCGCGUAUCUUACAGACUCAAGAGGAGCGCUGCGAUCAGCAACUUGAUACUUGAGCUCAUAACUUUCCAUUUGAAAAUAUGUGCAUUCAAGAGUCCACAGGCCAUGUUUUACAAGCCCGUCCGCAUGUGAGGUGUUCAGUGUAUCUUAACAGAGUGUCUAUCUGAAGUUUGGUGUGGUUUGAAACGUGGAGGGUACAGAAAAUGGAUUGCUGAGGUUAAAUGGUCACUGGACUGGACGCUUCUGAGGGGAAACUAUGAGGAACAUUUGUUUUAAGAUGACACUGUACUACAGAGUAAACUUUUCAGGUCACUGCAUCUGAAGAUGGGCUAACUGCUGUGUGUGUGUUCGUGUUGUAUAUAUGGCCGAAACCAAUUUUGCACUUAUGCAAAUGUACGUGCAUUUUGGCUAAGAUCGAUCAUCAUCUGCAAUAUAGAAACUACUCCCUCUGUAUACCUAAAUAAGUGUAGUUGGGAAGAACUAAUUAUUUAGGUACAGAGGGAGUACAUUACUAUGUA